GGGUAUGUCUACGCCUAAUCUAUUGUCCAAUGUCUUAAUGUCUAAUGUCUUGAGCUGGAAGCUUCGGUUUCGUUCUUUCUCUCUCUUUCUCUCUCAGAUCUCUUAGGGUUUUCACUUUCACCGUUUCUGCUACUUCCGAUCUUCUACCAUCUUCGCCUGAAGAUAUUGCUAGCUAGGGUUUUGGAGUAGUGGAAUAGAAGGAUUACGAUUAAGGAUUCUGUUUCGUCUUCAUGGAUAAGGACAAAUCUCUAGGUCACGGUGGAGGUUUGCCACCUCCCUCGGGACGUUAUUCGGGUUACUCACCUCCCGGAACUGCGUUCAGUGUGAAAUCUGAGCCGCCGCCGUCGACGACGACGACGUCGUCGUAUCCGCCACUGGCUCCGGGAGUUUCUACACCGGAGUCUAGUGGGUUUAGUCAUGAUAUUAGCAGAAUGCCCGAUAAUCCUCCGAGAAAUAGAGGUCACAGGCGUGCUCAUUCCGAGAUUCUUACCCUACCGGACGAUAUUAGCUUUGACAGUGACCUUGGUGUGGUUGGAGGUGCCGAUGGACCUUCCUUCUCCGAUGAAGCCGAGGAGGACUUGCUGUCCAUGUACCUUGAUAUGGAUAAGUUCAAUUCGUCGUCGGCGACGUCCACGUUUCAAAUGGGCGAACCGUCUGGUGCAAUGGGAGCGUCGGGUUCGGCAUCGGCAUCAGGAGCACCCACCUCUUCUGCAGAGAAUAGUGCUGUUGGAACACUUGAACGGCCCAGAGUUAGACACCAGCAUAGUCAAUCCAUGGAUGGAUCAACUACCAUCAAGCCUGAGCUGCUGGUUUCUGGUUCGGAAGACUUGUCUGCGGCGGAUUCCAAAAAAGCAAUGUCAGCUGCUAAGCUUGCUGAGCUUGCCUUGAUUGACCCCAAACGUGCGAAAAGGAUAUGGGCAAAUAGACAGUCUGCUGCGAGAUCAAAAGAGAGGAAGAUGCGGUACAUUGCUGAGCUUGAAAGGAAGGUACAAACAUUGCAAACGGAAGCAACAUCUUUGUCUGCACAAUUAAGUCUCUUGCAGAGGGAUACAAAUGGCUUGAAUUCUGAGAACAGUGAACUGAAGCUGCGGUUACAAACCAUGGAGCAACAAGUUCACUUGCAAGAUGCACUAAAUGACGCAUUAAAAGAGGAAAUUCAGCAUUUGAAAAUACUGACUGGACAAGCUAUGCCACCUAAUGGAGGAGGACCUAUGCUGAACUUUGCCUCUUUUGGAGGGGGGCAGCAAUUCUAUCCCAAUAAUCAUGCCAUGCACACCCUUCUAGCUGCACAGCAGUUUCAACAACUCCAAAUUCAUCCUCAGAAGCAGCACCAAUUUCAGCAGCUUCAACAACAAAUGCUGCAACAGCAGCAGCAACAACAACAGCAGCAGCAGAGGGAACAGCAGCACCAACAAUCAAGCGACAUGAAAAUGAGAGAAGCUUCACCUACUCCGUGUCCUCCCAAAGAUAAUGCGUUGUCAGAUGGGUAGGUAAGGUUCAUGUGGUCCAGUCUGCUGUCAGUUCCUUUUGCCUGCAGCUACAUCAAAAUAGGCUAACUCUUGUUUUGUUGAGAAAGUUGGUGCACGUUGCCCGAGGCAUUGUCUUGUUGUAGGCCAGCUUGUCACCGGAGGUACUGAGGAGAUUUCAAAUGUUCAUUUGAAGCUCCUUUUCUGGCUUUUGUGAAGGUAGUCGUAAAUAUUCAUUUUGUUGAAACAAAGGAUGCCUAAAGCCGACUUAAAUCCACGAGGAAAACCAACACUGCUAGAAUCUGCUAGCAAACUAAAGGAAAUGAAGUCGCGAAUAAAAUGAACUCUGAAAGGAGACGAAGAGGCAACUCCAAACUUUGCCAUUCGCUGGCUUAGCCAUUAACGUGUCUCCAGUGGAAAGCAACAUCUUUUCCCCUUAUGAGAUGAUUCUAGAGGAUUUUACACCCACGGAAGUAGGAAGUAUGUGUUCUUUUGCAACCUAACUUGAAAGUAUUCACCGCUAAUAAAGAGCCUGCAUCAAUAAGCACGAUUCUGAACCAGUUAUUUUUAACAUAAAAUUGCAAUUUGAGCCGUCAAAGGUAAAUUGAAACUUAUUUGUACUGUUCAAGUUGUUGAGAUCGAUGGUUGAACAAUUUGUUUGCUUAAAAUGAAAUUAAACUGUUAUUUUACAUCACUUAA
Molecule: messenger RNA, 2165 nt
Organism: Vigna unguiculata (cowpea)
Lineage: Eukaryota; Viridiplantae; Streptophyta; Magnoliopsida; Fabales; Fabaceae
Product: putative transcription factor PosF21
Biological process (GO): regulation of DNA-templated transcription
Cellular component (GO): nucleus
Molecular function (GO): DNA-binding transcription factor activity
Source: RefSeq, a predicted model, not a curated record